UUAGGUGACCAAGCCUCCGACACGGCGAAUGGCAGCCUGAACAGUUUAGAUACUGGUCUCGGCCUUGGUGUUAGCGGAAUCAACCGAUUACCCGUUUUCCUAUCUCCACCUUCCUCUGCAAUGGCCACAGCUACCUCACUGAGUUUCGGCACCAGCACCAGUCGGUCUUUAGGCGGCGCCAUGUCCGUACCAUUGAUGCCGGUAGACAGCAUGGCUACGCUUUCAGUGACCCAGAAAGAGCCAACAUCUGUAACAGGUCAUAUUUCCGCG
Messenger RNA from Protopolystoma xenopodis, 270 nucleotides. Lineage: Eukaryota; Metazoa; Platyhelminthes; Monogenea; Polystomatidea; Polystomatidae. The record is from the annotation of a GenBank genome assembly.